AUGGAGUUUGAGAAUUCAAGUAUAGAGGUGGCAGUAGAUAAUUGUGAAAGCAUAAAUGAAGGAGUAGAUAAUUUUGAAGGCAUAAAUGAAGGAGUAGAUAAUUUUGAAGGCAUAAAUGAAGGAGUAUUUAAUUUUCAAGGAAUAAACGAAGGAGAAGAUCAUAUAAAUGAGAAUGAGGAAGAUGAGAAUUUUGUUAUUGAUUUACAGGAAAUUUGUGAAGAAGUGGAAAAUGUUGUUAAUGAAGGAAGAUUUGAGGUUUUUGACAGUGAAAACGGGGUGAUAGUUUAUAGUUUGGAUGAUAUUUUUAAUUUAGAUCUGCAUUUAAGUCCCCAUGAGCUUAAGAAUGUUCAAUUUGUAAGUGUUGAGAUGGCUUACUUAUUUUAUUACUGGUUUGCAAGAGUUAAUGGAUUUGCCGCAAGAAAGAGCAAGAUUUUGAGAAAUAUUAAGGGGGAAAAAUUACAACAAACAUUUGUUUGUUUCAAGGAAGGAUUUAGAGAUAAGCGUGGUUUGAAUCUACAGAAUCGAAAGCGAAAGCAAAAACCGGAGACAAGGUGCGGAUGUGAAGCAAAACUAAGAGUGCAUAUUGAUAGCACAUGUGGACUAUGGUACAUUACAUAUUUUGUGGAUGAGCACAACCAUUGUUUUUUGGAAGAUAAGUAUUGUAGAAUGUUAGCUUCUCAUAGAGAUAUGAGUGAGUUAGAUAUAAUGCAGUUGAAUAAAAUGAGAAAAGUUGGCAUUAGUACUCCUCAAAUUUAUGGGUCACUUGCAGAUGACCCUGGAGGGUAUGAGAGACUUUCUUUUUGUAAAAAGGACAUAUACAAUCAAAUUGGAAGGCAAAGAAGGUUGCAAGGUUUGGAUUCUAAAUGUGCCUUGGAAUUUUUGAAUGGUUUAAAACGCAAUGAUCCUUUAAUGUAUGUUGGUCACAGUGUUGAUGACGAAAACAGAUUGUAA
Molecule: messenger RNA, 951 nt
Organism: Cajanus cajan (pigeon pea)
Lineage: Eukaryota; Viridiplantae; Streptophyta; Magnoliopsida; Fabales; Fabaceae
Source: RefSeq, a predicted model, not a curated record